AACUCACACCAACCAUUCAGCUACCUCUUCCUCAACCCCCCGCCCCAAUCCCCCACCCACUCUUUAAACACCUUUAAACACUUCUCCCUCCCUCUGCUCCUUCCCUUGUCUGGCCAAACAAAAAUAGAAGCCUGAGAAGGGGAACGAAUCCCGUUUCUUCACAGAGCCAUGUUCAUCUGUUCUUCAAAACCCCUUCUCAAAAUUCCCAUCAUUUUGCUACUUUCCUUCUUCGUCUCUCAAAAUGUAGUUCUUGGGAUCGCAUUUGAUCUGGAUGAAUCUCAGACUUAUAUUUGGCCUCUGCCGUCAGAGUUCACUUCUGGCAGCAACACGCUUUCCGUGGACCCUUCAAUCGUGCUGACUGUUUCAGGGGAUGGGGGUAAUUCCGUCAUCAUCAAAGAGGCGUUUGAAAGAUAUAAGAGGGUCACAUUCAAGCACGCUGCUGGAUUUUCUAUAUUUGGGAAGUUCAUGGGGAGAGGAUCCGUGUAUGAUAUUAGCAAAUUGAGAGUAACUGUUCACUCAGAGAGUGAAGAGCUCCAAUUGGGUGUGGAUGAGAGUUAUACCCUGUUAGUAGCGAAGAGUGAUGCGCAGUCGAUCGUUGGGGAGGCGACUAUUGAGGCGAAUACUGUAUAUGGUGCGCUGCGAGGGUUGGAGACAUUCAGCCAGUUGUGUGUGUUUGAUUAUGGAACUAAAUCAGUGCAAAUAUACAAAGUGCCAUGGUACAUCCAAGAUAAGCCAAGAUUUGGAUAUCGGGGACUUUUACUUGAUACAUCAAGACACUAUUUACCAGUUAAUGUCAUUAAGCAGAUAGUUGAAUCUAUGUCUUAUGCUAAACUUAAUGUUCUUCAUUGGCACAUCAUAGAUGAGCAGUCAUUUCCUCUAGAAGUACCAACAUAUCCAAAUUUGUGGAAAGGUGCAUAUUCAAAGUGGGAGCGCUAUACGGUUGAGGAUGCUCAAGAGAUUGUUAGCUUUGCCAAAAUGAGAGGCAUCAACGUUAUGGCUGAAGUCGAUGUCCCUGGUCAUGCAGAAUCAUGCUGAAGAGCUUGAAUAAUGAGAAGAACUUAAGCUAUUUUCAUACAUCUAUUGUGGAAGUUGAACUAUUUGAAUACUGGAUAAGAUUAUACUUGUAGUAAAAUGGAAAAAAUAGAAUAUUUGUGUUUGUGUAAAUGUGUAUCCUGCACUUUCUUACAAGGAAUAUAAAAUAAAUGAGAAUUA
Messenger RNA from Rubroshorea leprosula, 1212 nucleotides. The record is from the annotation of a GenBank genome assembly. NCBI's taxonomy places the organism in Eukaryota, Viridiplantae, Streptophyta, Magnoliopsida, Malvales, Dipterocarpaceae.